GAUGUCCACCAAGGUCAGGAAGUGCCAGGAGCCGGCGAGGGUGACCUUCCCCGCGCCCGAGGAGGAGGAGGAGGGCGAGGACGCGGGCGCCGAGCCGCAGAGCCGCCGGCGGGGCUGGAGGGGCGUCAACGGGGGCCUGGAGCUGCGCUCGGAGACCUCGUCGCGGGAACCGCACGGCCACCGCCCGCCGCCCUGGUCGCCGGAGCCCGAUCUGUCCAUGGAUGAAAGCCCAUCCCUGCGGCGCAAGACGGGGAUGCGGGAGAAGGGCCGGCGCCAGGCCGUGCGGGGCCCGGCCUUCAUGUUCAACGACCGCGGCACCAGCCUGACGGCCGAGGAGGAGCGCUUCCUGGACGCGGCCGAGUACGGCAACAUCCCGGUGGUGCGCAAGAUGCUGGAGGAGUCCCGCACGCUCAACGUCAACUGCGUGGACUACAUGGGCCAGAACGCGCUGCAGCUGGCCGUGGGCAACGAGCACCUGGAGGUGACGGAGCUGCUGCUCAAGAAGGAGAACCUGGCGCGCAUCGGCGACGCGCUGCUGCUGGCCAUCAGCAAGGGCUACGUGCGCAUCGUGGAGGCCAUCCUGAACCACCCGGGCUUCGCGGCCAGCGGGCGCCUGACGCUCAGCCCCUGCGAGCAGGAGCUGCAGGACGACGACUUCUACGCCUACGACGAGGACGGCACGCGCUUCUCGCCCGACAUCACGCCGGUCAUCCUGGCGGCGCACUGCCACAAGUACGAGGUGGUGCACAUGCUGCUGCGGCGCGGCGCGCGCAUCGAGCGGCCGCACGACUACUUCUGCAAGUGCGGCGACUGCGCCGACAAGCAGCGGCGCGACGCCUUCAGCCACUCCCGCUCCCGGAUCAACGCCUACCGCGGGCUGGCCAGCCCGGCCUACCUGUCCCUGUCCAGCGAGGACCCCGUGCUCACCGCCCUGGAGCUCAGCAACGAGCUGGCCAAGCUGGCCAACAUCGAGAAGGAGUUCAAGAACGACUACCGGAAGCUGUCCAUGCAGUGCAAAGACUUCGUGGUGGGAGUGCUGGACCUGUGCCGGGACUCGGAGGAGGUCGAGGCCAUCCUGAACGGAGACCUGGAGUCGGCGGAGGCGGCGGAGGCGCCCAAGCACAAGGCCUCCCUGAGCCGCGUCAAGCUGGCCAUCAAGUACGAGGUCAAGAAGUUUGUGGCUCACCCCAACUGCCAGCAGCAGCUCCUCACCAUCUGGUACGAGAACCUGUCAGGACUGCGGGAGCAGACCAUAGCCAUCAAGUGUCUGGUGGUGCUGGUGGUGGCCUUGGGCCUUCCGUUCCUCGCCGUCGGCUACUGGAUCGCGCCGUGCAGCCGGCUGGGCAAGGUCCUGCGCAGCCCCUUCAUGAAGUUCGUGGCGCACGCGGCCUCCUUCAUCCUCUUCCUGGGCCUGCUGGUGUUCAACGCCUCGGACAGGUUCGAAGGCGUCAGCACGCUGCCCAACGUCACGGUCCUCGACUACCCCAAGCAGAUCUUCAGGGUCAAGACCACCCAGUUCACGUGGACCGAGAUGCUAAUAAUGGUUUGGGUCCUUGGGAUGAUGUGGUCCGAGUGCAAGGAGCUCUGGCUGGAAGGCCCGAGGGAGUACAUCGUGCAGCUCUGGAACGUGCUGGACUUCGGGAUGCUGUCCAUCUUCAUCGCCGCGUUCACGGCCAGGUUCCUGGCUUUCCUCCAGGCGACGAAAGCGCAGCAGUAUGUGGACAGCUACGUCCAAGAGAGCGACCUCAGCGAAGUCACUCUGCCCCCGGAGAUACAGUAUUUCACUUACGCCAGAGAUAAGUGGCUCCCCUCCGACCCUCAGAUCAUCUCGGAAGGGCUCUACGCCAUCGCCGUGGUGCUCAGCUUCUCCCGGAUCGCCUACAUCCUCCCGGCCAACGAGAGCUUCGGCCCCUUGCAGAUCUCCCUGGGCAGGACCGUGAAGGACAUCUUCAAGUUCAUGGUCCUCUUCAUCAUGGUGUUUCUCGCCUUUAUGAUCGGCAUGUUCAUCCUGUACUCUUACUACCUUGGGGCUAAAGUAAACGCUGCUUUUACCACGGUGGAAGAAAGCUUCAAGACUCUGUUUUGGUCCAUAUUCGGGUUGUCUGAAGUGACGUCAGUUGUGCUCAAGUAUGAUCACAAGUUCAUCGAGAAUAUUGGAUACGUGCUGUAUGGAAUCUACAAUGUGACUAUGGUGGUCGUUUUGCUCAACAUGUUAAUUGCCAUGAUUAACAGCUCGUACCAAGAAAUUGAGGACGACAGCGAUGUCGAAUGGAAGUUUGCUCGCUCGAAACUUUGGUUAUCUUAUUUUGAUGAUGGAAAAACAUUACCUCCACCCUUCAGUCUAGUUCCUAGUCCAAAGUCAUUUGUUUAUUUCAUCAUGCGGAUCAUUAACUUUUCCAAAUGCAGAAGGAGAAGGCUCCAGAAAGACAUCGAAAUGGGGCUGGGGAACUCAAAGUCCAGGUUUGCAAAGUGCUUUGCUGUACAUCUGACCCUCAUGCAACACUGUGAGUUAAACCUCUUCACUCAGUCUAACUCCAGAGUUUUUGAAUCACACAGUUUUAACAGCAUUCUCAAUCAGCCAACACGUUAUCAGCAGAUAAUGAAAAGACUCAUAAAGCGGUAUGUUCUGAAAGCACAAGUAGACAAAGAGAAUGACGAGGUGAACGAAGGUGAAUUAAAAGAAAUCAAGCAGGACAUCUCCAGCCUUCGCUACGAGCUGCUGGAGGACAAGAGCCAGGCCACGGAGGAGCUGGCCGUCCUCAUUCAUAAGCUCAGCGAGAAGCUGAGCCCCAGCUCGCCGCGGUGUGAGUGAGCGGAGCCUGGACGGCGGCCUGGACUGCAGCGCAAACGUGGGCAAUAAUAUUUCCAAGGACGAAGUACUUGAAAAACCAUGGUGUACAUUUCCUAGUGUUAACUGCCUUUAUCAUGUGAAUCUUUGAAAGUGAGGUCUUCGUGAUUUUACUGUUUCAUCCCCUGUAAAUGGUCUUCGUUUGCCUUGUCUGCCUUGACAUGACAAACAAUGGCACGGCAUUGUACGGAAAGGCCCGAUUGCUGCCCGUCUUGUCCAUUUUAGAAUGAACUCUGCUACAUCUUUGCACUCUCCGGGGGCCUCCAAGAGACGGUAAGCUCCCUGGGGACAGGGACGAUGUCUUAUUCAUCUUUGUGUCUCCAGCAUCUAGUCCAGUGCCUGGGACAAAGGAGGGAGGUGCGCAGUAAAUGUUGAAACCCCCUGAACGGAACUGCCAACAAAGUACAAAUACAAAUAACGGGGCCAUCACUACGCAGCACACCUUCUCUUGUUCAAGCGCUGAAGCGGUUUUUUAAAAAAUAGAAACUGAAGACAACUGGCAAGCAGCCAUGACUUGCUCAGACUUUUUUCUUAGAAUUUUUGGCGUCACUAAUGAUCCUAGAACCUUCGAGCCCUGAGGAAGAAUUUAACAGCGAAAUGGGUUAAUGGAAAAUGUCAUUAUGUUAAAGUUUCGUAGACUUGUUCAGAGGAAGUCAUUAAAGGUUUUCUAGAGGUUUUCCUGGAGGAUAUGCUGUUUGUUUUCUGUCUUAGAUGUUCAUUUGUUGCUUCUCAGUCAUGUGAAUUUAGUCGGCAGGACGGUGGGUUUUUUUAAGGGGGCUCUGGAGGUUGUCGUUUUGUUAGGACCUCCUGACUUGGGCCUCUGCCGUUUGGAGGGCAUGCUGAGGGGAAGAAACAGGGCAGAGCAGUGGCUGGGGACCUGGCGGGGUCUGUCCAGGCAUCGCUGGGCGGGUGUCGUUUCCCUGUGAGGCCUCUCUUUGCUCACCGUGCUUGGCAUCCUUUUUCUGAUCGGAGCAUUUCACUUAUACUUUCUACACAAAACAGAUUGCGAUGUGUCUGUUCUCGGCUUAUUGUGUAACUGAGCUGAAUACCGGUGAUACCUACGAUGCCUCAGGGCUUUAACAGGAGAGGGGAUACAGGCCAGUACGUUCCCUCAUCUCUUCACAGACCACGAAACACUCGAAUACAUUACUCCGGGUAGGUGUAAAUGGCUCAUCGAGUUACCCUUAAGCUCCUGUUCCAUCUGUUCGCAUCAAGACUUAGAGGAUUACGAAUUGUGACCACAACUCAAAGGUAGUUUUAUAGGCCUUAGACACUGGUUUAGUACACGAUACUUUAAAAUCAUUGCUCUCACACAUCAAGGCUUUCUAGACAUGAAGACAAAACGACCAUUAAGCAGAACCACAUAAAGCUCUUUACAGAUGAUUUCUUAAUUUCUAAUUCUUGGGACAAAAAAUAUUAAGAAAAGAACUUUAUACAUUUUUGCUACCAUUGUAGACUAUUUCACUAACUUUUAUGCUAUUCUAAUAGUACUUUGUCUUAAAUGUUUUUCAGACUUGGUGUAUUUAAUGUUAUGCCUCAGAACUGAAUAAAAUACUGAAUUUUUUCAUUGUCA
Molecule: messenger RNA, 4421 nt
Organism: Myotis daubentonii (Daubenton's bat)
Lineage: Eukaryota; Metazoa; Chordata; Mammalia; Chiroptera; Vespertilionidae
Gene: TRPC3
Product: transient receptor potential cation channel subfamily C member 3
Biological process (GO): regulation of cytosolic calcium ion concentration; single fertilization; calcium ion transmembrane transport
Cellular component (GO): plasma membrane; cation channel complex
Molecular function (GO): store-operated calcium channel activity; inositol 1,4,5 trisphosphate binding; protein binding
Source: RefSeq, a predicted model, not a curated record